UCGCCAUGCCCUACCUGCUGCCGGGAUUCUUCUGUGACCGCGUGAUCCGAGAGAGGGACAGGAGGAAUGGAGAGGGCACCGUCACACAGCCCAUCAAGUACGAGGGGCAGGACUUUGUCGUCCUCAGACAGCGCUGUCUGGCUCAGAAGUGCCUCUUCGAAGACCGUGUGUUCCCAGCAGGUGUUCAGUCCCUGGGCGCCCAUGAGCUGAGCCAGAAAACCAAGAUGAAGGCCAUCACUUGGAAAAGGCCACAGGAAAUUUGUGAGAACCCCCGAUUUAUCAUUGGUGGAGCCAACAGAACCGACAUCUGUCAAGGAGACCUAGGGGACUGCUGGUUUCUCGCAGCCAUCGCCUGCCUGACCCUGAAUGAGCGACUGCUUUUCCGCGUCAUCCCCCACGAUCAGAGUUUCACCGAAAACUACGCAGGGAUCUUCCACUUCCAGUUCUGGCGCUAUGGAGACUGGGUCGACGUGGUCAUUGACGACUGCCUGCCAACGUACAACAAUCAACUGGUUUUCACCAAAUCCAACCACCGCAAUGAGUUCUGGAGCGCUCUGCUGGAGAAGGCUUAUGCUAAGCUCCACGGCUCCUACGAGGCUCUGAAAGGUGGGAACACCACCGAGGCCAUGGAGGACUUCACAGGAGGGGUGACGGAGUUUUUCGAGAUCAAGGACGCUCCGCGGGACAUGUACAAGAUCAUGAGGAAAGCCAUCGAGAGAGGCUCCCUCAUGGGCUGCUCCAUCGAUACCAUUGUUCCGGUCCAGUAUGAGACGAGAAUGGCCUGUGGGCUGGUCAAAGGUCAUGCCUACUCCGUCACUGGGCUGGAGGAGACCCUGUUCAAAGGCGAGAAGGUGAAGCUGGUGCGGCUGCGGAACCCCUGGGGCCAGGUGGAGUGGAACGGCUCUUGGAGUGAUGGCUGGAAGGACUGGAGCUUUGUGGACAAAGACGAGAAGGCGCGCCUGCAGCACCAGGUCACCGAGGACGGCGAGUUCUGGAUGUCCUACGACGACUUCGUCUUCCAUUUCACAAAGCUGGAGAUCUGCAACCUCACGGCCGACGCCCUGGAGUCAGACAAGCUGCAGACCUGGACGGUGUCCGUGAACGAGGGCCGCUGGGUGAGGGGCUGCUCCGCCGGGGGCUGCCGCAACUUCCCAGACACUUUCUGGACCAACCCCCAGUACCGUCUGAAGCUCCUGGAGGAGGAUGAUGACCCCGAGGACUCCGAGGUCAUCUGCAGCUUCCUGGUGGCCCUGAUGCAGAAGAACCGGCGGAAGGACCGGAAGCUGGGGGCCAACCUCUUCACCAUCGGCUUCGCCAUCUAUGAGGUUCCCAAAGAGAUGCACGGGAACAAGCAGCACCUGCAGAAGGAGUUCUUCCUGUACAACGCCUCCAAGGCCAGGAGCAAGACCUACAUCAACAUGCGGGAGGUGUCCCAGCGCUUCCGCCUGCCCCCCAGCGAGUACGUCAUCGUGCCCUCCACCUACGAGCCCCACCAGGAGGGGGAGUUCAUCCUGCGGGUCUUCUCGGAGAAGAGGAACCUUUCUGAGGAAGUUGAAAACACAAUCUCCGUGGAUCGCCCAGUGCCACUCCCCGGCAACACUGACCAGGAAAAUGAGGAGCAACAGCAGUUCCGGAACAUCUUCAAGCAGAUAGCAGGCGACGACAUGGAGAUCUGUGCAGACGAGCUCAAGAACGUCCUUAACACAGUGGUGCACAAACAUCAGGACCUGAAGACACAAGGCUUCACGCUCGAGUCCUGCCGCAGCAUGAUCGCUCUCAUGGAUACUGAUGGCUCUGGAAGGCUGAACCUGCAAGAGUUCCACCACCUGUGGAAGAAGAUAAAGGCCUGGCAGAAAAUCUUCAAGCGCUAUGACACGGACCAUUCUGGCACCAUCAACAGCUAUGAGAUGCGAAAUGCUGUCAAAGACGCAGGGUUCCACCUCAACAGCCAGCUCUACGACAUCAUCACCAUGCGCUACGCGGACAAGCACAUGAACAUCGACUUCGACAGCUUCAUCUGCUGCUUCAUCCGGCUGGAGGGCAUGUUCAGAGCUUUCCACGCAUUCGACAAGGACGGAGACGGUGUCAUCAAACUCAACGUGCUGGAGUGGCUACAGCUCACCAUGUAUGCCUGA
Messenger RNA from Oryctolagus cuniculus (rabbit), 2135 nucleotides. RefSeq names its product calpain 3 (gene CAPN3). Gene Ontology annotation, molecular function: calcium ion binding; calcium-dependent cysteine-type endopeptidase activity. Gene Ontology annotation, biological process: negative regulation of apoptotic process; proteolysis. Gene Ontology annotation, cellular component: cytoplasm. The record is from RefSeq and is marked provisional. Lineage: Eukaryota; Metazoa; Chordata; Mammalia; Lagomorpha; Leporidae.